This is a messenger RNA of Pisolithus orientalis, 1511 nucleotides long. RefSeq lists its product as uncharacterized. NCBI's taxonomy places the organism in Eukaryota, Fungi, Basidiomycota, Agaricomycetes, Boletales, Pisolithaceae. The record is from RefSeq and is a predicted model, not a curated record. The transcript has 6 exons. The coding region runs from base 332 to 1450 and encodes 372 amino acids.
GCUCAAUUAGCCACUGUGCCAGUGAGCUGGAACCUACUAUGACAUCGUAACCAGUCGAUUGUUGCGGUUACUGGGAGUUUCCGAAAGCGACCGGGAUGAAGACCAACACGGUUGGAGCCGAGACUAACUUACUGCCAGCCCAGACAAAUUACUUCCAGUAAGGUUGUUCAGAUGCUGUCGCAGACACGAGGAACGGAGGCCUACCCGACCCUAUUGAAGAUGUUUGGAUACCUGGAUAGAAACAUGGGAACUAGUCGCUCCUCCCAAAUAACAUGCGGCUUUGGUACUCGAUCAAAGCCGACGGCCGGUCACUGACGUUAAUGGCGCCCGCAUGGCAAAAGGGCGACAGACAACAUGCGACCUUGCUGUUCUGCAUACAACCAUCAUGUUACUCCCAGAGGCGCUCUUGCGGAUCCUUGUUCGCUUCCCGAGGUUAUUCAUAGCGAUUGCCAAACGAUGUUCCUCGGCCACUUUACACUUUCUGCGGUAUAUCUUCUCGUUCUGGAAUGCCUCUGUUCAGAAGUCACGAGAACGGAAGCAUUUCGCGAAGAGUAACGGAGACAAAUGCUCUCCUUCGAUAGCACCACGCAAUGAUAUAGAGAAGGGAGAAGUGGAGGCAGAUGCCGACGUCAGGAGCGUGACCAUACAACGCUCCGGUGAUAGAGGCCUUGCUCAGAGUCAAACAAUCUCCACAGUAGCUGAUGCAAGUAGGCCCCAGGGUUCCCAGCCUGCUGAUUACGGGGGGUCAAAAGGACGCAUGGUUUCCUCCAAACCUCCGCUCAAGCAACCGACGCCCCUACUCGAUAAGUUGGCAGGUAUACUUUCGAUGUUGUCUGUCCUUGAUCAUCCCGGAUUUAUCGGGCGUGCGCUCGGGGCUACACAACAAAGUAAAGCCAAACGAGAGCGUGCCGCCGCUCGGCAGCGCGAGGUUACGCCACAAAUCCAUGAUCAUGAAACGGACGUAGCCAAAUGGAUGGUGUUCAGCGACACGUUCCAAAAAGAUGUCGAAAAUAUCAAUCUGCUUGCUACUGUACUAAUGACAGCAAACUUCAGCUUCUUGGCUAUCCAAUCUAUUGAUCAGAAUGGGUUGACUUACUGGCCCCAAAGGUUGAGCUACACAUCGCUUCUAUCUGCAAUGGGUAGCAUCUUGAUGGGAUUAGCGGUUCGGACGCCGAGAUUUUUCACGGCUCACUCGUCACGUUACUUUCAAAUCAUGGUGUUGGUUCUAGGGUUUCCAUUCGAGCUGUUCUUGUACAGUGUGUUUUUCUUCAUUGCCGCACUCGUUGUACACUUCGGUAUUCAUACAGCAAAGUUUCAGUUUGGUGCAGCGAUCUUGAUCUUCGGCCUCGUCAUUGUAUGCCUUGGCUUGUACUGGCUUGUGACGGAGCCACAAGAAGAACAGUUGGUUUGUUCUUGGAAGGGUACUGCUAGCGGAGAUGCGGAGGCUUGAUAUAAGUGUCUUUCAAGAUUGGGGGGUCCCUCUGACUGCCAACCAGGUGGUAUGUCGCACG